Molecule: messenger RNA, 2857 nt
Organism: Spinacia oleracea (spinach)
Lineage: Eukaryota; Viridiplantae; Streptophyta; Magnoliopsida; Caryophyllales; Amaranthaceae
Product: pre-mRNA-splicing factor ATP-dependent RNA helicase DEAH10
Exons: 13
Coding region: 107-2230 (707 amino acids)
Biological process (GO): positive regulation of transcription by RNA polymerase I
Cellular component (GO): nucleolus; intracellular anatomical structure
Molecular function (GO): ATP binding; double-stranded RNA binding; helicase activity
Source: RefSeq, a predicted model, not a curated record
UAUUUUUUGUACCGUCUUUAGAACGGAGUACUUCGUUUUUCUUCUAUUGUGCUCUGCAACUGUGCUUUCCUCCUCCUCUCAAAACCCUCCCGGCUUGCGGUGGGAGAUGCCGACAAUGGCUAAUUCACACUUCAAACAACCCAACGGCACAGUUUCCAACAAUGAUUCCAGGAGGCAAAAGCUUUUGCAGCAGAGAAAAUCCCUUCCCAUUGCUACUGUUGAGAAACGAUUAGUGGAGGAGAUUCGCAAUAAUCACAUUCUGAUUAUUGUUGGUGAAACUGGAAGUGGCAAGACUACUCAGUUACCCCAAUAUUUGUUCAAAGCCGGCUUCUGCCACGAUGGAAAAUUGGUUGGAGUUACUCAACCUAGGCGUGUUGCUGCUGUUACUGUGGCGAAAAGAGUGGCGGAGGAGUGUGGUGUGCAAUUAGGACAAAGGGUUGGAUAUUCAGUUAGAUUUGAUGACAUGACUUCUGGAUCAACUAGGAUCAAGUACAUGACAGAUGGGCUAUUAUUGAGGGAAGCAUUACUGGAUCCUUAUCUAUCUAAGUAUUCAGUUAUUGUUGUUGAUGAAGCUCAUGAGAGAACUGUUCACACUGAUGUGUUACUUGCCUUGCUGAAAAGUGUUCAGAAAGCUAGAUCUCAGACUGCAAAUGAGUUGGUUGGUAGAGAAAACUCAAGUAAUGACGCAAAUUUGGAGAAAGGCAAAGAAGCUCAAACGACUGGCCCACUCAAGAAAGGCCAGGGUGCAAAAUUUCCUCCUCUACGGCUGGUAAUUAUGUCUGCCAGCUUAGACGCACAAAUAUUCUCCGAGUACUUUGGUGGUGCAAAGGCUGUUCAUGUUCAGGGAAGACAGUUCCCUGUUGAUAUAUUUUAUACUCUGCAUGCUGAGACAGAUUAUGUUGAGGCAGCAAUGGUGACAAUAUUUCAGAUUCAUUCAGAGGAGGCUCCUGGUGAUAUACUUGUGUUUUUAACUGGUCAAGAAGAGAUUGAAUCUGUAGAAGGGCUUGUGAGAGACAAAUUGCCACAAUUACCUGAAGGCAAUCGAAAUAUUGUAACUGUUCCUAUUUAUGCAUCUCUUCCCUCAGAACAGCAAAUGAAAGCUUUCAUGCCUGCCCCAGCUGGAUUUCGUAAGGUAAUACUGGCAACAAACAUUGCUGAGACAUCAGUGACAAUACCGGGAAUUAAGUAUGUUGUAGACCCUGGAGUGGUGAAAGCCCGGAACUAUAAUCCUCGUACAGGGAUAGAGUCAUUAAACGUUAUUCCUACUUCAAAAGCACAAGCUCUUCAAAGGAGUGGACGUGCAGGGCGUGAAGGAGCAGGAAAAUGCUUCCGCCUUUAUACAGAGAGGGAAUUUGAGAAACUUGCGGACUCCACGGUGCCAGAAAUAAAGCGAUGCAACCUUUCAAAUGUCAUUUUACAACUCAAAGCUCUAGGAGUUGAUGAUAUUAUUGGCUUUGACUUCAUGGAAAAACCUUCACGUAUGGCAAUUGUGAAGUCUCUGGAAGAAUUGUUCUUGCUCGGCGCUUUAACAGAGGAUUAUAAGCUUUCAGAUCCUAUUGGCAAGCAAAUGGCUAGACUUCCUUUAGACCCAAUUUAUUCCAAGGCCCUUAUUCUGUCUAGCCAAUUCAACUGCUUGGAGGAAAUGCUAAUAGCCGUCGCAAUGCUCUCUGUUGAAUCAAUUUUUUUUACACCACGUGAAAAGCAAGAAGAGGCUAGGACUGCAAUCAAGCGAUUUUCUAGUACUGAAGGAGACCACAUAACCCUGAUUAACGUGUAUAGAUCAUGCGAUGAGUUCUUGGAGAGUGGCAAUGCUAAUAACAGCAAGGACAAAAUUUUCAAGAAUAUGAAGAAAUGGUGCAAAGAUAACUUUGUAAAUGGCCGCUCACUCAGACAUGCUCGUGAUGUACACAGUCAAAUUAGAAGACAUGUCGAACAAAUGGGCCUUCGUAUUGCUUCAUGUGGAGAAGAUAUGAUUCUAUUUCGCAGAUGCCUUGCAGCUUCCUUUUUCCUCAAUGCUGCUUUGAGACAGCCUGAUGGUACAUAUAGGGCUUUGGCAAGCAGUCAGAUAGUGCAAAUCCACCCAACUUCUGUGUUGUUUCGGGCAAAGCCAGACUGCAUAGUAUUCAAUGAACUGGUCAGAACGAACCAGAACUACAUCCGUGAUGUUACUAGAAUUGAUCCUAUGUGGUUGACAGAGUUGGCUCCUCAUUUCUAUGCCAGACAAGAUUAACAUUCCGUACACGUACAAAGAGAGCAGCUGUAGAUUAUACUGCAUCAGACAAUUUAAGUGGCUGUAGCCUACACAUUUGCCUGUUUUUGCACUUAUGGGACAUGACAUGAUCUAUUCACUCAAAACUCGUGUGAAAAUCGAUAUGGUUGGGUGCUAAUGCCUUAAUGGGGGUUGAAUCUGCGCAUUUCUCAAGCCGUGUUUUGUUUGAAGGUGCUGAGGGUGCAUUCACUUGCACAGUUUCAUCAAAAAGCAGUUCAAAAGGAGAGUAUUAUGAUGAUGGUUAAAACUACCGAACUUUGGUAAGAAUAUUGAGGAUUCAGGAUGGAAGCAGGGCGAUCCCUUCACGACGUCAUCAAUGACUGCCGACGUAUCCAAGGUUAUUUGUUCCUUCGGAAGCAUAAUAUUUUUUAGGGAAAUUUUCAAUGGUUACCCUGUACUACUAGACUUCCUCAAUUAUAGGAAAAAAAACUAUAUAUUGUCUUUGAUAACCUCGUGUUAUUUAUUUAUAGGAACUAGGGUAUUAAUUACUAAUGAGAGUUUAUAUGUAAGAUUGGGGAAAUUCUCAAUGGUAACCCUGUAAUAUUACACUUUCUCAAUGGUAGCAAAAAAAAAAAGUUAUUGUCUUUA